Molecule: messenger RNA, 1391 nt
Organism: Durio zibethinus
Lineage: Eukaryota; Viridiplantae; Streptophyta; Magnoliopsida; Malvales; Malvaceae
Product: heavy metal-associated isoprenylated plant protein 26-like
Molecular function (GO): metal ion binding
Source: RefSeq, a predicted model, not a curated record
ACACGUGGCGCAAAACUAGCCUAACACAAGAAUAUAGAUUUCUACGAGGACAGAACACACCAACUUAAAACUAUGUGAGGAGAUUCCCAACUGUAUAAUAAUCAUACUGUCAUAAUCACUCCUGGGACGGGAAAGGACACCCUUUUGAAAGGAUAUUUUGGUUUGCAGCAUUCUUAUCUUGUGUAUACUGAGAGAUUCUUCUACUGUUACUUUUGCAGCGUCUUCUCCCUAUCAAAAGCAGGUACUUUUGAAAACAAUAGGCAAAGAGAAACAAAAAAAAUGGGUGCUCUGGAUCAUGUUUCUGACCUGUUCGACUGUUCUCGAGGCAGUUCCAAGCUCAAGAAACGUAAGCAGUUGCAGACGGUGGAGAUCAAGGUGAAAAUGGACUGCGAAGGAUGCGAACGCAAAGUUAAAAAAUCAGUGGAAGGGAUGAAGGGUGUGACGCAAGUGGACGUGGAACGCAAGGCCAACAAACUAACAGUCGUUGGUUAUGUUGACCCAGCGAAGGUGGUUGCACGCGUGGCACAUCGGACGGGCAAGAAGGUGGAACUAUGGCCCUACGUGCCUUAUGACGUGGUGGCCCACCCUUAUGCUCCUGGGGUCUACGACAAGAAGGCCCCAGCUGGGUACGUUCGCAACGCUGAGGACAACCCGCAGGUCUCGCAACUCGCUCGAGCUAGCUCUACUGAAGUUAGAUACACCACAGCUUUUAGCGACGAAAACCCUGCUGCUUGUAGUAUUAUGUGAUUGAUUCAGUACAAUAUCAAAUAUUUUGUGGUAGUUUGUGAAAUAAUUUGUGUUGAAAAUUUGUUGAUUUCGUUAUAAAUUGUACUGUUGGAUCUAUUCUGUUUGUGUGUUUUGGAUAUUUGGCCAGUUGUAUCAAAAUGUUUAGAUUUUGUUUCAAUUUAAUCUAUUUUUUAGAGGUCAAAUGCUUUCAAGGGUGUAUUUCUUUUCAUCUUUAUGUGGUGGUGCCGAGGGUGAAAAUUUUGAAAUCACAGAGUUAGUGAUGAUCCAACAGGGAAGCCACUGAUGAUGGUUCACGAGUCAUUUUCACAUUUACUUGGAUGUGAAGUGGGAACAUUCAGGUCACAAUAAAUUUAAGCUGCAUAAAUGGUAUGGAUCAUAAUGCCUACAAUGGUCCACACUCCACAGCUUUGACCUGCAAAAUAAAGUCUGAGAGUGAGGGGCUUUCAAAACAAGCUUUUAGUUCAGUAAGAUUGUACGCGCAAAACACAACAUUUGCUUCAACUUUCUAGUUUGUAACAAGACAUACAUAAUUGCAUGGUUUGGAAACAUAAGAAAAACACUGGUUUUGGGAUGUCGACUGGCAGAUUGGUCUUGGAUUUACAUUUUCUUCCUUUCCAUGCAACCCCAAUUGGAUACAAUUCAAG